This is a messenger RNA of Myxocyprinus asiaticus (Chinese sucker), 9175 nucleotides long. RefSeq names its product tau tubulin kinase 1b (gene ttbk1b). Gene Ontology annotation, biological process: signal transduction; peptidyl-tyrosine phosphorylation; peptidyl-serine phosphorylation. Gene Ontology annotation, molecular function: ATP binding; protein serine/threonine kinase activity. Bases 169 to 3954 code for a protein of 1261 amino acids. The transcript is spliced from 15 exons. NCBI's taxonomy places the organism in Eukaryota, Metazoa, Chordata, Actinopteri, Cypriniformes, Catostomidae. The record is from RefSeq and is a predicted model, not a curated record. Gene Ontology annotation, cellular component: nucleus; cytoplasm.
GGAGCGGAGCAGGGGAGGCUGAAAAUGGUGCAGCAUCAACAAGGGAAAAAGGCGCAGCGGUCGCGCAGAUGGAAUGACGCGCCUUCCCCUAAACACUCACUUUGAGAUUUUACUCCGACGACAAAAGAAGAGGUAAAUGGCAGGGUUUGGUAAAGUGCUGGCCAGCCGAUGCAGUGUGUAGGGCCCGGUGUCCAAGCUGACGAAAACAUGAACGGGGCGGGGGAGCAGGUUGACAUCCUGCCCUCCAACUGCUUGGUUAAAGAGCGCUGGAAAGUGCUGAAGAAGAUAGGGGGUGGCGGGUUUGGGGAGAUAUAUGAGGCCUACGACCUGUUGACACGGGAAAAUGUAGCGCUAAAGGUGGAAUCUGCCCAACAGCCCAAACAAGUGCUAAAAAUGGAGGUUGCUGUACUGAAAAAACUGCAAGGAAAGAAUCAUGUUUGCAAAUUCAUUGGAUGUGGGAGAAAUGACAAGUUCAAUUACGUUGUAAUGCAGCUGCAGGGAAGAAAUCUGGCUGAUCUGAGGCGGAGUCAGCCUAGAGGGACAUUCAGUUUGAGUACGACUCUACGGCUGGGGAAACAGAUCCUGGAGUCCAUUGAAGCCAUUCACUCUGUGGGCUUUCUGCACCGAGACAUUAAACCUUCUAACUUUGCCAUGGGCCGGUUGCCGUCCACCUGUAGGAAAUGUUACAUGCUGGACUUUGGAUUAGCUCGUCAAUACACAAAUACAAAUGGGGAGGUACGGCCGCCGAGGACAGUAGCAGGAUUCCGAGGAACAGUUCGCUAUGCUUCCAUUAAUGCACAUAAAAAUAAGGAAAUGGGUCGUCACGAUGAUUUGUGGUCAUUGUUUUAUAUGCUGGUAGAGUUUACGGUUGGACAGUUACCCUGGCGAAAGAUAAAAGAUAAGGAGCAGGUGGGACAGAUUAAAGAACGUUAUGAGCACAGGAUGUUGUUGAAACACAUGCCUGCUGAGUUUCAUAUCUUCUAUGACCAUGUGCUGGAUUUAGAUUACUACACCAAACCUGAUUAUCAGUUGCUAAUGUCAGUGUUUGAGAACAGCAUGAAAGAGAGGGUGAUAACAGAGAAUGAGUCAUACGAUUGGGAAAAAUCUGGAACAGAUACAGCCCUCCCUAGCAGCACAAACACACCACCACAACAAAACACAAGGCAAACUGCUGCCAUCGUGGGGUUGGUGAAUGUGAUACCAGUACCUGGGGAAUUACCAAGGGAAAACACUGAUGAUGUUUUGCAAGAUGAACACCUGAGUGACCAGGAGAAUGCCCCACCUGGUCUGAUACCCAGUAGGCCUAGCGAACCCGCACCAGCCCAGCCUGCUGGUAAAGGUUGGGACGAAACUGACUUCAACCGUAACAAACUCAGGAUCAGCAUUAGUAAGACACAGGUAGCGGCAGAAGAGGGAGAGGAGUCUGCAGGAGGAGUACGGUCUGUGUCCCCAGUGAGGGGUGGUGAAGCAGACACUCAGGCCCGCCCUCCGAGGUACCGGAGAGUUAACAGCCCAGAAUCAGACCACCUGUCUGCUGCUGAGGAUAGAGGAGAUGGCAUGGAUAAACGCUCUCGUAUGGAUAUGCUGGGUUCUCCAUCUAGACACGUCUACUCUUCCCAGCCUGCUCAGAUGCUCUCUUUAGACGCUGGACAGGGAGAUCGACUGGGUGGUGGGCGCCAUGAUGUUUCUGCAGAUGGAGACCAGGAGGCCCACAGCAACGCCUUCAUCCGCUCAGUCCCGCUGGCAGAGGAGGAGGACUUUGACAGCAGAGAAUGGGUGAUGAUUGAUAAAGAAACAGAGCUAAAAGACUUCCAUCCUGGGGCAGAGCCUACCACCUCAGGCACCACGGAUGAAGAACCGGAGGAAUUACGCCCCCUGGAGGACCACGAGGAGAGGAGAAGGAGGGGAGGUGGUCAUGGGAUGGGUGGAGCUGAGGCUGUGGUACGACCCAAAACGCAACGUGGGAUGAUGAUUGUAGCAGAGGAGGAGGGGCCAGGACCAAGCCCUGCCCAUUCACCUUGUCACUCAUUGCCUCAUACCUGCCCGCGGAGGAGCGAGUCGCAGCCGUUUGGACCUGAUGGAACGGAGGUCGCAGUGGCUGAAUGUUUGCCUUCCUCCUCGCAAACACGUCUGAAAAGAGUAGACUUCAUGUCUGGUGUGUUGAUGUUUGACGAUCUAAGAGAGGAAGGCGCAAAGGCGGGAGGGUUAGGCAGUGAUGGAAGCCCUCGCAGUAGUGAGGGAAGCCCGGAGGGUGCUGUUUCCACCCUGAUUGCCCCUGCCCACCGGGACCACGACCAGGAAGAGGGCUCGCGCACCCUAGUUCUUGUCUCCGCUGGUAACGGGCAGGUUUCACCUGGAGAUGGACAGGGUACCCUUGCUGCAUUGACUCCACAGGGAGAGCGACCAGUGCCAGACGAAUCAGAACCUGGGACUUUCUCCUCCGUCAUUAAGUCUGAACCCAGGCCUAUCGUCAUGACAACUGCAGCUGUGAUCACCAGUGGUUCUUCCUCACCGCCGUUCACCAAGGUGGAACGAACUUUCAUCCACAUUGCUGAGACGACACAUCUCAAUGUCAUGACAGCCAGACACCGUCCAUCUGGACUGGAUGAGGUGGCAUCAACAGAGCGUGAGGAGUCAGGUGGAGAGAAAGAGGAGAAGGAACGAAAAGGGGUCAGUGAAGGGAAGGAAAAAGAGAGCAAUAGUGAGCAGAUUUCAGUAAAAGUAGAAGAAUGUGAAGCAGAGGAGGAAAAGGAGGUAAAUAAGGGAGAAAAGGAAGAGAGUGAAAGAGAGAAUGACAGAGAGGCUGAAGAAUCAGAGAAGGAGAAAUCAAGUAAGAGUAGUAGACAGGAAGCAGAGACUGUGUUUUUAGCUGAGUUACAUGACCAGCUCGAGGCUACAGCUAUUGGCCCUGAAGAACCCCAUUACACGGAAACCAAAAUGGAAGUCAAACCAGACAGCAUCAGACUAGAUGUAGACCAGUAUCAGGAAUUCGAACAAGAAGAGUGUCCUCCUCCAACUCCUGAACAAAAGAGAGAAACUAAAGUAAAAUAUGAGGAAGUUGUGUCUACAAAGGAGGCAGACUUGCCCAGUAGAAAGGCGGAGUUUGUGGGAAACACGCAGCCACACCCACAGAGACGGAGCCGUAUUCCCGUGCUUGCAUCUGAGGAGGAAACCGGCUCGGACAAAUCAUCUCAGACGAGUCAAGAGCAGUUGCAACGCACUCGUAAAAGCCGACAGCAACAACUGGCCCGUCUCGUUCUGGAACGUAAACAGUCACAUCUUGUUCGUUCUCGCUCAGCCUCUUCCCACUCACCGUCCGUCUCGACGACGGCAUCUGAGGAUGAAAUGCACCAAUCAGAUGACUCCACUAAAGGGGAGAGUGGAGCGGAUGGGCAAAUUAGGAGCAGGAUCCCUCGGCCAUUUACACCCAUAAGGGGGUCUUUUGACCAAUCAGGGAGCACGACCCUCCCGCAAACCCAGAGAUCUGUCUCUUUCAUUCAAUACAGAACCAAUGGUUCUGUCAAUCCCAGGAUACAAAAGUCUGCAAGUCUGCACACAAAUAUCCAUCAGCAUCCACCGAAACCUCAGCUCCGCCCCUCUAAAACACUUCCACCCCAUCCUCCUUCCUCAGGCCCCUCCCGCUCACAAGGAAGUUGGACCGCCACACGUACCUUAUCUCGUACCUCAGCUCCUAAUGUCCCCCGAAGCAUUAGCACCUCCCCUCGGAGUUACACCACCUCUCGCACUGAUAGCCCCUCCCCCCAGCGCAUCCGCCGACAACCUGCAGCCAAUGAAACGCAAGGACAACCCCAGCAACCCAGACCUUCUUGCCCAUCACAGUCCAAAUCCAAACCUCAGGAUCCCACCCAAAAAAAAAAGAACAAACUCCACUCAUCAGCCACACCCCAAAAAGGGAAGAAAGAUCCACUAGAAUCAAAGACUAAAAUGAGAUAAUUACAGCAUGUGGAACAAGGAAAUUAUUCCUCCCAAUGAUCGUUCUAUCCUCUCUUAAAUCUCUAGUCCAUCCAUUAUCCUAGGCAUCACCAUUUAGGAUCUGCUAGCUCAUAACAGUCCCUCUCCAAGUCAUCUGUGUUGGACUCAGAACCUCUCAUGAACCACAGCAAAUUCAACCAAACAAUAUGGAUGGAAAUAUUCUGUAUUUAGCCUAGUGACUGCAGUGGCUACUUAAAUACCUCUGAUGAGGAGAACCUCUGACAUUUACACGCAUACAUGCACAGGGAGUGUACAAAAUUGUGUGCGUGGGGAAGUUGUCAUUAAUGAAGUGUGUUGGACUGAUGAGCACACCUCAUAUGCCUUAAACCUGCAAAGGAAAUAAUUGCUGCCAUCACAAAAAAGCUUCCACAGGCUAUACCCUCCUCUACAUGGUGCAAACACUACUGUCAUGUCAGAUAUACUGAAUAACUACCAAUCACAUCAUAUGUGUUAAACUUCAUGUUCUGGCUUGAAAACACUUUCCGUCCAUGUUCAGAUCUGGUUUAAGUAAAUGACUGCAGAUACAUACUGUUAUUUUAAUGAAAUAUGAUUUACAACAUAUUUUUGACCAACAUCAUAAUGUUAGAAUCUGAAAAAAUAAAUCUUUAUUCACACUUGCAGAAAUGUAAGUCAUUUUGAAAGUCCCUAAUACACUUAAGAUUCCACUUGUCAUUUUUUGGGACAGCCUUUAAAAUCAGUUUCCACAUUCAAUUUCUGUGUUUUUAGUAAUCUAAAUAUACAUAUAUAUAUAUAUAUAAUAGUCACAUGCACCUACAACUUGGUGCUUCUAUGCAGAAUGGAGCAAAAAAUCUGAUAUAGGCCUAAACAAAUUUAACCUCUGCUCAGAACUAAGAUGACUAACUCUGCUGCUACAAUUUAAUGUCAAUCAUUUAAUCAUCUUGGCCCUUCCCCCUGUAUAUGAUUCUUUUCUCUGGGACAAUCCAUCACUUGUCUGCAAAAUUAAUUUGUUAACAAAUCCCGGACCAUCACUGCUCUAAUGGCAUGCGUUUGGAUAUGCUCAUCUGUUUCUGUUGGUCUUUUGCAAAACUGUAGAUAAUAUAAGCAGUACUUAUAGUACUAAACAAGUUUAUAUUUUGUUUAAAAAACAACAAAGUUUACAAAAAAGAUUAAUGGACGAAAAUAGAACUACAUGUGACACUCUUAGGUUAGUUAAAAGGCGAAAAUUAGGAUGCGGAAACCAGCUUCACUCUUCAGGGUGAUUUAUUUCAGCUUUCACACAAAACUCAACGUAAAGUGCUUAUUUAUAAGGUUUCACACAAACAUAAAGAACCGCUGCCAUCCAUAGCGUUUUCAGCUUUAAGUCUUCUCCCUGACUGCGGCUCUGCCUGCUCCUUUUAUCUCCCUCCAGCUCUCACUGUUAACACAAAACAGCUGUCAGAAAUAAUUUUCCACAGGUGUCAGUCCUUACCAUUCCCACUCUCCCGGCCUCGCUCUCCACAGACGUCGCUCGGCUAUGCCCAUAUCUCCACAUACCCCCCAUCGCCCGACUCAGGCUGGGGAGCCAUACGGCCUGUCAUUCCAACCCCCACCACCCCACCUCCAUUUCUAGAGAGGAAAUCCGCCACAGCCAUCUGCGCCCCCGGCCUGUGGACCACCUCAAACUUAAAAGGAUGGAGAGCCAGAUACCAAUGGGUGAUCCGUAUGUUGGUAUCCUUCAUGCAGUGGGGCCACUGGAGUGGGCCGUGGUCCAAACAGAGGGUGAAAGCAUGCCCCAGCAGAUAGUACCGGAGGGUGAGGACCGCCCACUUGAUGGCCAAACUCUCCUCCUCAAUCGUGCUGUGCCUAGUCUCGCUCAAUGAGAAUUUGUGACUAAUGUACAGCACAGGGCGCUCCUCCCCCUCCACCAUCUUGGACAGUACUGCUUCCAACCCCCUGUCCGAUGCAUCCAUCUGCAAGAUAAAAGGGAGAGAGAAAGUGCAGCUUUCACCAGUGUGAACGCCUGCUGACACGGCUCCGUCCACUGGACCAGAUCUGAUGUCCCCUUUUUAGUAAGAUCAGUCAGUGUGCUGCUGAUGGUCGAAUAGUUAGGCACAUACCUACGAUAAUAACCAGCCAGCCCCAGGAACUAUCUCACCUCCGGUUUUGGUCUUAGGUCUCGGGCAGGCUGCAAUCGCUACGGUUUUAUCAAUUUGGGGCCACACCUGCCUUUGACCCAAGUGCAAGCCCAGAUACCUUACUUCCACCCACCCAACUGCACAUUUUGGGUUUGCCGUGAGUCCUGCUUGUCUCGACCUCAGGACAGCCCUCAGAUGCUGCAGGUGCCACUGCGAAUCAUUAUUGUAAAUAAUUAUGUCAUCCAGAUAGGCAGCGACGAAAGCAGUGUGCGGUCUGAGGAUUCGGUCCAUGACCCACUGAAAGUAGCCAGGGCCCUGAACAAACUGAACGGAAGCGUCACAAAUUGGUGUAAUCUGAAUUGUGUGGAAAAUGCCGUCUUCUCACGGGACAUGGGAGUUAAGUGGAUCUGCCAAUAUCCCUUUGUUAAAACCAGUGUCGAAUAAAAGCGAGCUGCGCCUAACCGAUCGAGCAGUUCAUCAAUCCAAGGCAUUGGGUAUGCAUCAAAUUUAGACAUUGCAUUGACUUUACUAUAAUCCAGAACCGGACCAAACCGACGCUCUUUGGGACCAGCACCACCAGGCUGGCCCAGUCACUGUGGGAUUCUUCUAUUAACCCCAUAUCUAGCAUGGCCUUUAAUUCUUCCCGAACCACUUUUUUGUAUGACCGCGAAGAGGCGAGAACACAUCAGAGAAUUCUCCUUACAACCUGACAACCUCCGUAACUUGUGACAGUGAGAGGUGGUCUCCGCAAUUGACCGGGGUGACUUGAUUGAUGGCUUUUAAGUUCACCAGUCCGAGCUCCUCCCUCUCUGGAACCAUCGUCGCCAAAGUCACGAGGACUGACUGGUGGUUUUUGGAGAUUGAGGUGGUAAAUCUGAUGUGCAUCACCUCUAUCCGUGCAUUUAACCUCAUAAUCGACUUCAACUCACUGUGUGACCUCAAAGGGUCCUUGCCACUUGGCGUGUAAUUUAGAGCUCAACAUGGGGAGUAAUACAAGGACUAUUGCGCUUUUGGGGUGGCCGCGGGAUUCACCAGCUGACAUUCACUGCAUUCUGCACACCACCUGCGAACAUCCCCGUGAACGCCCGGCCAAUAGAAAAUGGUCAUCUGACGGAUUAGUGUUUUUUCCUGCUCUAAGUGACCCGCCAUCGGAUUAUAAUAAACCAUCUGGAAUAACAUUUCCCGAUGGCUCUUCAGUAUUAACAGUUGGGUUGUAUCUUCUUUUGUCUGAGUGUCCUGCAUCACUCGAUACAACCGAUUCUUAAUAAUAUGGGUAAGAUAGCACAAUGACCAGCUGGAGGCGUUAACAUCAAUCACUUUCACAUGGUCAAAGGCGUGCCUAAGGGUUUCGUCUCACAUAUGCUCCAGAGGAAAUCCCCUGCAGGGAAUCCACUAAGGGCGUGGCUUCCCCCUCCCUUGGGUCAUCCUGACGUGGAGCCGGUGUAGACAACCCUGGCACUGCCUCCCCAGCCAGCGAAACGCUCACCACACACCGAUACAUUUUGUUACAGGACCCAACCGCACAAAUUCUCUUCAACAAAGUUGUAAAUUCCAGCCAAUUCAUACCCAAAAUUAGUGGAUGGGUGAGGCAGGGACUAGCCACAGCCUCGACACUAUGCUUUUGUCCCCAAAAUUAAAUUAUGACUGUCACUAAGGGGUCAUUUUGAACAUACACGUGCACAAACCUUACCUUCACCAUUUGGCCUGUACCCAAAGCCUCGUAUUGAACCAAGCUUUGGUGAAUGGAGGUUUGAUUACUACCUGAAUCGACCAUGGCUUGGUAUGUACCCCCCUUAAUACUCACAGGUAUCUGGUAGGCUCCUGCUUGAUUGGGGGCGGCCUGUGGCAUGUCAGGGAUCCGGACCAAUGUCCCCACCUCCAUCGCGGGGCAUCGGUCCUGGAAGUGUCCUGGUUCCCUGCAGCUCCAGCAGACUGUCCCAGACUUCACGCCCACACCUGCGGCAGAGGUUUCACCAACCUGGGGAAAAGAGCGGAAGAGAGAGGAGAAACCGGUGGGUUAAAAGAUCCCUGGGCCCAGGGAAUCGGUUUAACUUUCCGGGAAGUGGGAACAGGACGAGGACAAGAGGAAGGGGAGGGGGGAGAAGGAGAGAGAGAGAGAGAGAGAGAGAGAGAGAGAGAGAGAGAGAGAGAAAAGAGGGCUUCUGAACUGCCACCAAGUGGUCCUCAGCCAGCUGGAUGGCUACAUCCAGCGACACCGGGUGGUGACAUUGGACCCAUUCCGCCAUCCCCUUCAGUUGCUGGGUGAUAAAUUGCUCCAGCACCACUAGAUCUACUACGGCCCCAGUGUCAUGUUCGGCUGUCAGUAACCAUCACCGGCAGGAGUCACAGAGAUUUUGCACAAAGGCAAAUGGGCGGCCGAGCUCACCAAGUGUCAGAGAACGGAACCGCUGGCGAUGCUGUUCUGGGCUGUGACCGACCCGCUGCAGGAUGGCUUGCCACAGCUUCUCAUAUUCCAGGAGGUCUGCCACUGGAAGCUGCUAGGCCGUGAGUUGGGACUUCCCAGUCAACAACGGCAAGAGGCGGACCGCCCCAUGGUUGUUGGGCCAUCACCAGGACUAAGGUGCUAUCACAGAGUGUUUCUACCUGCCUGCUCUAGUCAUUUGGUGUUUUCUCGUCCUGUGCUUGGAUACAUCUCUGAAGAUUGUCAAAACUGUAGGAAGCAGAGACAUAUGCUAAGAAAAAAAUUAAUUAGUGCACACUAGCCAGUGUUAUUUGUAAGUUCUACAUAUUGUACUGGUGUGCACAUUAACUUAAAGGGAGUGCUUUUUCAACCAUUCCCACUACAGAACCAUUGCAUGCUGUUCUUUGGAUGAGAUUACAGGAAAAUAUGUUCUGCAGUAUGUUCCAGAAUGUUCUAUCUGUGGAGAAUCUAGAAGACUCUUUCUGCUCUUAAUACCAACAAUAUAAGGCAAAGACAGCUCUUUGGUCAUCUCUCUUCAGUGCGUUCCUUUGUGCCCAUUGAGACAGAGAGAAUUUCCAUGAAUGUGUUUCAUGAAUCAUGACUGACUAAUAACAAAGAGAAACCUUUCUGAGUUAUAUAAUAAAAAGGUAUUACAAAUAUCAUUGAUGCCAUUCAAUAAACAGAA